GGCAAUUCCGACAUGAACACGCCGGUGACGUCUACCAUUUCCCCAAACAUCGAGGUCAUAUCCCUGCGCAUUAAACCUGCGUCCUGGUACGGCUAUCCAGUCCUAAGAUUUGACGUCGGUGGGUGUCAGGAACGCGGAAUUAACAAUGGUCACAGCAUGUUUGCCAGGAAGUCUGCAGCGUUAUCUGAAGAAAUGAUUGCCUCCCAUACCGUAGUUCCUGCGAUGUCGGUAUCAACUUUGAAAGAUUGUGCAUUCACGUGUCGCGAUUACGUCACGUGCAUAGCAUUCUCCUAUGAGACUGAUAACGGGAUCAAUUGGUGUAAAGGGUUCAGCGCGUGGAUCGUCAAUCCGGGAAAACUAUCUUCUAAUGAAGCAGUUUUCAUCAACCAAGGUCUUCUCGACUCCUACGGUUAUAGGGAGGAACAGGGAGGUGCUUUCCUGUACAGCGUCAUCGAGGUAAGAAAGGACCAAGUCAGCGCAUCCGCAACGUGUAGAGCACAAUACACACGCUUGUUCAGGAUCGACUCGGAAUUAAAAAUGGCAAGUCUGACAACCAUCAUCGCUGGAAACAAUGUACUCAAGAACAACUACAACUUCUACGUUUCCGGACGUUACAAUUCACCGACAUGGAUGCAUGAUGGUGGAACAGAUGAAAUAGAUGAUAUCCUCUGGGCCCCUGAUAAUCCAAAUCCAGACCAGGGACACUGUGUUAUGUUGACAGAAGCAGGGUUAGCCAGUGUCGAUUGUGCGGACAAGCUAUAUUCAAUAUGCGGUCACUAGACAGGAAUCAUUUGCUUUUCAGAAUCGAGCCAUAUGACCGCAAUAUAAAUGGAUAUUCGAAUGUCUUCACUUGUUUCAUUUGCAUGCGGCGAUAAUUACUCACAAUGACGUGGAUCGUUCCACUGCCAAUAAACCUAAGAGAACAGAGGAGAAGUUGUGAUAUUGUGAAAACAACAUUAGGCGUCUGUAUAUUGUGUACAAUGUUUACAUACUUUACGGGAUUACCUCCCUUUAUACGGUUGGACUUCUUAUUUUCUCUUAUAAAUUCGAAGUGGAUAAAUAUUCUAUGAAAUCCUAAUCGUGCUCUGUCUACAUUUGAUAUUUUAUAAUAAUAUGAUAAGCGAUCAAUUCAAGGACGCUGCAACAUUUUUGUUUGUUGUUGUUUAAAAAGAAUCAUGUUAUUCAUUUAUGUAUGUAUUUUUUUUUUAUAGUUGGUG
Messenger RNA from Pecten maximus, 1217 nucleotides. RefSeq lists its product as uncharacterized. The transcript has 4 exons. The coding region runs from base 13 to 780 and encodes 255 amino acids. The record is from RefSeq and is a predicted model, not a curated record. Lineage: Eukaryota; Metazoa; Mollusca; Bivalvia; Pectinida; Pectinidae.